CUGAGGUGACAGUCACCUCGUGACGUCACCGCCUGCGUCCAUGAAUCAAAAAACAUGGCGGCUGCCAUGGAGCUGAGAUGCUGGGGAGGAGACUGGGGUUUGCCUUCUGUCCACACCGAGUCCCUCAUAGUUCUGGCAUACGCCAAGUUUUCUGGGGCAAAAGUCACAGUUUCUCCUAUUGACUGGACAUGGAAAACUCUAACAGCCACAGUUCCAGAGUUGCUUUGUGGAGACUCUGCAGUUCAAGAACCAACACAGAUACUCAACUUCCUGAGAAAACAGAGGUUUAAUGCAGACUAUGAGCUGACAGCCAGACAAGGAGCAGACACCAUGGCAUACAUCGCUCUGCUUGAAGAGAAAUUGCGACCAGCUCUGUUACACACUUUCUGGGUGGAUGCGGAAAACUAUGCCAAUCUGACACGACCGUGGUUUGCAUCCCGCUCGCCAUUCCCUCUUAACUUUCUCGUCCCUAGUCGCCAUGCCAACAUCGCCCUCUCCCGCAUCCUUUUAACCAAAGGAGAGGCGCCACUACACAGAAUCACUGAGGUGGAGGGAAAGAUUUACAGUGAUGCUAAAGAGUGCCUGAACCUCCUCUCCUACAGACUGGGAACAGCCAACUACUACUUUGGCAACUCGCCGACCAGUCUGGAUGCCUUUGUAUUUGGUUUUGUGGCUCCACUCCAUAAAGCCAGUCUUCCCAGCAGCCCCCUGCAGAGCCACCUCAGACAUCUGGAUAAUCUCACACGCUUCUGUGACACCGUCCUCGCAGUCUACUUCAGCUCAGACCACCCUUGUCCUCCCCCACCUGUUCAGGAAACAGUGGAUGCCAAUCUUCAGAAACUAACUCAGCUUGUAAACAAAGAGUCCAACUUAAUAGAAAAGAUGGAUGAUAACCUUCGCAGCAGCCCUCAGCACAAACCCCACAGACCAGACCCCAAACCCAGUCUGGCCAGUGAGAAGAACUCUACCCCUGCCUAACCCUUGACCUUACAACCCUGAUCCAACCUUAUGAAGCGAGGAGGAACGUCCCCGUAGAUCAAAGGUGCUGCUCUGAACCUGACUCAACGUUCUGAAAUCAAAAAAAUUGUUAUAAAACUGAACUGCAGCUUGAGUGGAAAAUAACUAAUUAACGGAAACAUGACUAUAUAAUUAUAAAGAGACUUUUUUUUACAGCAAGAUAAUGAUGAUAGAUUUCAAAGAUGUUUGUCUAAAAGGGAAGAAAAAGUGCUUGUGUAAGGUUUUUAAAAAGGUUGAACGCAUGUAUGUGGUGAAGAUGGAAUGCUAUGAAAUGGCUCUCGAUGAGAAAGACACAGAAAGUUCAAAGGAAAGCCAAAGGAAAUGAAAAGUCCAGCAGGGGAAAGUAAGUGGCGCUGCUUAACCUCUGAGUUGGCCACUUGUCCAUUUUUCUUUUAAACCUUUUACAUCUUUUGUUUAAGGGAUAUUUUCUAUUUGAAUUGCUUUUUUCUCCAAUGAUCAAUGCCACACCCCAGCUGAUGCAUCAUAGAGAGCAAGAGGAUGUUGAGAUUACUUUUGAAAUUGAGACAAAUACUAAGUUAAAGAGCCCUCUGUCACUAAAGUAGAAUAAUGUGGGGCUAGUGCACUUUAAGGCAAGAUUUAUUUACUUAUGUUAUUCCAUUUUAUAAAUCUGAGUUUUAUCAUGUAGGAUCUCAGAUCCAUUAGAACACUGAGCACACCCUGUUCUAACAUCCACUGUAAAAUGUUCUGCACUAUAAAUUCUAAUAACAUUUGAAUUAGGGUAAUGUGCAGUAUGUAUGCAGCCAUGGGAAUAAUGAACUAUAGGAAUAAUUGAUUAACUUGUACAGUUGUAAAUAGUUUCAUGGUUGAAAUCAAUGCAGUUUACUUGUGCUUUCCUCUAAUAGGGCUGAUCAGUUUGUUCACAAUCUUUGCUAAAUCCACUGAGGUAAUGGAAGGGCCUUAUAACUUAUUCAUGCAAAAUAUUUGGGACUAACAUGGUUAUGUGUGUGUGAGAGUUUUCCCUGAGGACUAUCAGAAGACAGAAGUGUGUCUUUCAGUCAUUUUUUUCUUUGUUGUGUGAGAUUUUGUGUGUCACUAACAAUCCACUCACUUCUGUUGUUGCCAUGAUUUUCCACGACCAACAUUUGUUGUGCCUAUUUAAUGGUCACUUUGUUUAAAUUGAAAUGUCUGUCCCUUUUUGGGACAUGUCUCAUUAGUUGCCUGUUUUCCUUUAUUUUUACUGUCUGAUUAUGUAGUACAGAAGUUGGGCUGUGAAAUGAGUUGCCUCUGUUUUCUUUAUGUUCCCGAGUAUCCUCACAGCUCAUACAUCACUGAGUUGAGUCUACUCCAUGUGAUUCCUUUCAUUGUCUCUGUGUGCCAGUUUUAAAAUAUUAAUACUCAUAAAGAUACUUGGGCUCUUGUACCCUUCCAAAAAAAAUCACUUCAUGGAAACAUUCCCUUUAAAGCACCAUAUUCUGAGUGUCCAUUGGGUGUGUGUGUGUGUGUGUCAUCACACCAUGUUGUUGCACAGGCUCGUGUGGACCAUAUGAGUUCAGUGUGCCUUCAUGACUGCAGGUGUCAAAGUGUGUUUUCAAAAACACAGUCGUUCAUAGUUUUGGUACAUUAUCAUAAAUUAUCUUUGUCAUUAUCUUUGCUGUUGUUCAUAAUCUGUUGAUGGUGACAACUGCCUUCAUAUUAUCAUAUUACUCAAAUACAAAUAUGAUAAGCCGA
Messenger RNA from Toxotes jaculatrix (banded archerfish), 2706 nucleotides. It is a transcript of the gene mtx3, whose product is annotated as metaxin 3. Gene Ontology annotation, biological process: mitochondrion organization. The record is from RefSeq and is a predicted model, not a curated record. Gene Ontology annotation, cellular component: SAM complex. The transcript has 9 exons. The coding region runs from base 55 to 978 and encodes 307 amino acids. NCBI's taxonomy places the organism in Eukaryota, Metazoa, Chordata, Actinopteri, Toxotidae.